AUGCUGAUUGGGUUGAUUAGCUGCGCUGAGCUUUGCUGCUUUGCUGCUUUGAGUGCUGCGAGUGCUGCUGCGGGGAUUGCUGUGGCGAUGAUGGUCCCCCUGGAGGUCCUCCUGGCCGGUGAGGUGUAUACCGUAGCACUGCACUUAAGUGUCUUCCUUGUACCCAUGGAUCGAUCUUGUUGA
Molecule: messenger RNA, 183 nt
Organism: Penicillium atrosanguineum
Lineage: Eukaryota; Fungi; Ascomycota; Eurotiomycetes; Eurotiales; Aspergillaceae
Exons: 2
Coding region: 1-183 (60 amino acids)
Source: RefSeq, a predicted model, not a curated record